GAAACACACUGGAGAAACCACUUACUGAUGCUGUGGUACCCAGUAACCUUAUAGAGACUGAUCUGAGGCGACAUUUGUAAUGUUAACAACAAGGAAACUUCUUGGGCGUCCACGGUCAUAUUUGAUCCAGGAAACCAAGAGCUCUUUCUGAUGACUCUUUAACAUCUUUACAGAGGAAAGAAAAUUCAAGAGAAGUUUGCCACUUGUUAGAUCAUCCAAGAGACCUCUGAGAGGCCCUGCCUGUCGCCAUGCUGCCGGCCCAGGAGGCAGCCAAAAUCUACCACACCAACUACGUGCGUAACGCGCGCGCCGUGGGCGUCCUGUGGACGGUUUUCACCAUCACCUUCGCCGUCAUCACCGUGGUGGUGUUCAUCCAGCCCUACUGGAUCGGAGACAGCGUCAACACGCCGCAGGCCGGAUACUUUGGCCUCUUCCACUACUGCAUUGGGAACGCGCUCACCUCGGAGCUCACCUGCAAAGGGAGCGCACUGGACUUCGGCUCCAUCCCAUCCGGAGCCUUCAAGACGGCCAUGUUCUUCGUGGGGAUCUCCAUGCUGCUGGUGGUGGGCAGCAUCGUCUGCUUCAGCCUCUUCUUCUUCUGCAACGCCGGGAGCGUCUACAAGAUCUGCGCCUGGAUGCAGCUGGCCUCCAGCACAUGCAUGGUGAUUGGCUGUAUGAUCUAUCCCGACGGCUGGGACUCGGACGAGGUGAAGCGCAUGUGUGGCCAGCGGACCGACAAAUACACCCUGGGCAACUGCACGGUGCGUUGGGCCUACAUCCUGGCCAUCAUCAGCAUCAUGGACUCGCUCAUCCUCUCCUUCCUCGCAUUCAGCCUGGGCAGCCGACAGGACAAGCUGCUGCCGGAGGACUUUCAGGUGGAGGAGAAAGAUAACGCCUGAGCCUCCUGUGGACAACAGAGGGAAGAGAUGGAUGAGGCUUUAUGAGGAACACUACUGACUCGAGGGGUUCCGAUGUAUUUGAAAGCUUUAGGACUGUUAAUCGACUUUUCCUGCAGGUAUUUUAUUAUUAAAAAUGACCAGAGAAGCUCCUUGUUACCCUGGAGAGAGAAUUGUCAUAAAAGCUGAGCAAACUGCCCUGUGUGAUGUUAGAUAUGUAAUAUGUAUUUCAGUACUCAUUUUAUAAUGCUGUAUUUUAUCAUGUAAUAUGCAAACGAAUAACCGUGAUGCAUGUAAGGAGCCUUUGGAGUGAUUCCAGUGUGACAUCCUGAUAAAUAAUGUCCCAACAUUUCUCAAUAUAAUCCUGAAUCAUAGCUCUGUUAGCUCUCAGUGAAAAUACAAUCUGAUACCACUCUGCAGUAUCUCCCCUCUAGAUGUCCUGAUGAUGCAUUAGAUUAAUGAUGAUGUGUUUAAUACAGAGUCUUUGAGGAUUGCGCACUGCAGUGGCACAUUUAUGAGGCAAUACACAAUCCAGUUCGGUUUUGAAAAAUGUUUAUUUUUAUUACCUACAGAAAAAAAAUGAACAAUCAAAUGAAGAGUGGAGACAUGAACAGAGAGAGAGGAGACUUUGUAGAAAAACAAAAUGGUUUUGAGGGGGUUCAAAGCAUUAUUACAGCAUCUGCUUUUUAGUACAAUCUAUUAUUUUCAAAUCCAACACCUCCAUGUGCAGUGGGAACUCUUGAAACAAAGCUUUAGUUUAAUUACCACCAACAUUCUUCGAGGCAUUUCUAAAACGUAUUAAAAAAAACAAAACAGCUCAAACCUCUCAGCUUGUGCCUUCACUUUACAUU
Epinephelus moara (kelp grouper) is the source of this 1747-nucleotide messenger RNA. RefSeq names its product LHFPL tetraspan subfamily member 5a (gene lhfpl5a). Gene Ontology annotation, biological process: sensory perception of sound; detection of mechanical stimulus involved in sensory perception. Lineage: Eukaryota; Metazoa; Chordata; Actinopteri; Perciformes; Serranidae. Gene Ontology annotation, cellular component: plasma membrane. The transcript is spliced from 3 exons. The record is from RefSeq and is a predicted model, not a curated record. Bases 249 to 899 code for a protein of 216 amino acids.